AAUUAGAAAUUUAAAUAUAACCUCCAUAUAAUCAAUAACAAUUAUUUUUUGAUAUGUAUACUAAUUUAAAAAAUUCAUUGCCAAAUUUUUCUAUUAAUAUUUUAAAAAAUAUUAUAAGAAAAUGUACAAGUUUGACUCUAAAUGAAACAGAAAAUGCAAUUUAUCCACCUAUAUUGGAUUUAUCCUACAAAGCUAAAAUUAAAAGAAAAAAUGAAGAAUGGCACAAUAAAAUUAAAAAAUUAGAAACUAUAGAGGAAAAGUUAAUAGGAAUUAAUAUGCCACGUUAUUAUGGUUGGAAAUCAUUAAAUUUAAUGGAAGGAUUUAUACCGUAUAAUUCAUUACAACAUGCUCAAUAUAUUACACAUACUCAUGUUAUAAACAAUAAUAAAUUACCUGAAUUUUAUGAUACAGUAAUUACACCUGAAAAAAUAAAUACUUUAGUACAAAUUAUUAAACAAAAUAUAGAAAAUAUUAUCAUUUUUGAAUAUAGUCAUAGAUUAAAAAAACAAGAAAUAAUGGAGGAAAUAGAUACAGAAAAAGAAAAAUUAUUGCAAAAUGCUAUUACAAAGGCACUUGUUUUUCAAAUCAAUCGAAUAAUAUUAACUGUUCUGUCUUCAACUACACCACAUUUAUUAGAAACUGAAAUAGAUUUUGAACCAAGAGUGGAGGCAUUUUGGUUUGCAGGUGGUAUAGAACAUCAGCAUUUAUCUAAAAUACCACUAGUGAAGUCAGAAUUUCGAAAAGAACGUCUACGUGAUGCAAUUACUAUACCUGUCCAAUAUUUUGGUUCUCCAAUCUUACAAUUAAGACACCAAUUUCCUUUAAGAGAGAUUUUUUCUCUAAAUCAGUCUUUGAAUCCAGAAUUACUUAUUCCUGAAUUCAAAUUUAAUCCUAGAGUUCUAGGUUAUAAAUUUGCAUAUAAACAUGCAACUUGUAUACCUGGUUUUUGGCCUGGUGAUCCUUCUGAAUUUGGUUUAUUAUCAUAUCAUAAUUUAAAUAAUUUGACUUUUAAUUUCUUACCUUUAAGUGAAGAAGCAAUUACUGUACAAGCUAUCUUUGCAUCUUAUAGUUGGUUGUUAUCACAAGCUUGUUAUCAAGGUUUUUCAACAGUUAAUGAUAUAACAUAUCCAUUAGUAUCACAAACAAUUUUAACAAAUGGUCAAUACUGGUCAUUUUGUGUUUAUCAAUUGAAUACUACAUUAGUUCAUUCAGAACAUGCAGAUAAUAAUCUUACACGUAAUAUAUGUUGGAUAACACAACCAAUAAUGUUGUUUGAUAAAGUGGAAAAUGGAAAAAUUUAUGGAUUUAAUGAAGAUGUUUUAAAACAAUUAAUCACAUUUUAUAUGAAUGCACCUGUAAAAAAAAAUGAAAACAUGAAACCAUAUUUAGGUGAUUCUGUAAAAAUUCUUGCUGAUAUUACUGAUAUUGAGCGAAGAAUAUGGCUAGAAAAAUUAUUUAAAUACUUAAUGUCAAAUAGACCAAGACAUUUCAAAAUACCUGAAAUGUACCAUUGGCAAAAAAUUUAUUUAGUUGAUAAUAAAACUCGUUUUUUGGACAAGAAACGUGAUCCAUGGGAAUUUGGUUAUAAACCUUACAAGCGAAGAUUAGAUGAUCAUAAACCAGUUUAUGUUCCAAAAUGUUUAAGAGAGAAUCCCAAAAAGAAAAAAAUAGGCCGCUGGGCAAAAUCAUAUUAUCCAGAUGCUUAAAAUGUUAGAUUUUAUAUUUACAUAAAUAUUGUUAAUGAAAGUAUUUGUAAUUAUUUAUCAAUACUUAAAUUAAAUUUUAAUUAAUUUGA
Apis laboriosa (Himalayan honeybee) is the source of this 1795-nucleotide messenger RNA. It is a transcript of the gene mRpS30, whose product is annotated as 39S ribosomal protein S30, mitochondrial. Gene Ontology annotation, biological process: translation. Gene Ontology annotation, molecular function: structural constituent of ribosome. NCBI's taxonomy places the organism in Eukaryota, Metazoa, Arthropoda, Insecta, Hymenoptera, Apidae. Gene Ontology annotation, cellular component: mitochondrion; ribosome; mitochondrial large ribosomal subunit. The transcript has 4 exons. The coding region runs from base 54 to 1706 and encodes 550 amino acids. The record is from RefSeq and is a predicted model, not a curated record.